This is a messenger RNA of Pochonia chlamydosporia 170, 1398 nucleotides long. RefSeq names its product oxysterol-binding protein. The transcript is spliced from 4 exons. The coding region runs from base 1 to 1398 and encodes 465 amino acids. The record is from RefSeq and is a predicted model, not a curated record. Gene Ontology annotation, cellular component: membrane; intracellular membrane-bounded organelle; cytosol. Gene Ontology annotation, molecular function: sterol binding. Lineage: Eukaryota; Fungi; Ascomycota; Sordariomycetes; Hypocreales; Clavicipitaceae. Gene Ontology annotation, biological process: maintenance of cell polarity; exocytosis; endocytosis.
AUGUCGUCAUCGACAGCACCUCCCACAACAGCACCGCUCGCGGCCGAAGCGCCUGACGAACCGCAGAACGAAGGCUCCAAGCUGCGAACCUUUUUGGGUAUUCUCAGAAAAUUUAUUGGCGUUGCUGACCUCGCCGCCGUCCGAUUUUCUCUACCAUCGCAGCUUUUGGAGCCAACCCCGAACCUUGAAUACUGGACCUACCUCGAUGCCCCCAAUGCAUUUAUUGCUAUUGGCACUUCGGAAGAACCCCUCGACCGCAUGCUUGAAGUUGUCCGCUUCUGGCUGACCAAGGACUUGAAAUACGCCAAAGGCAAACCGUGCAAACCAUACAAUUCUUGCUUGGGAGAAUUCUUCAGAUGUAAUUGGGAAACAGAAGACAAUGCCCCCAAAAUCGAGACCGCUGAGCUCAGUGGCUACCAGUCCGGCUCAGAUAAAGGAUCUUUGCGAAGCUUAAAACUUCCUCCCAAGAGCGAUAAGAAUGAGUCCACCGUUUCUCUAUCCGUGCCUAAACAUGGCACAUCGACGCCUGACAAGAAACCAAUUCGAAUUUCAUAUCUCACCGAACAGACCUCUCACCACCCCCCGGUGAGCGCCUUCCACAUUGCGUGCCCGGAGAAGGGCCUCAGUGCUCGAGGAUUCGACCAAAUUAGUGCCAAGUUUACAGGCACCUCAGUCAAGGUUUUGCCUGGCGAGCACAAUAUGGGCAUCUUCAUCACGUUGGAUAAAUUCGGUGGUGAAACAUACCAGCUUACCCACCCUGCAGCACAUCUUGGUGGUCUUUUCCGUGGCGCACUCAGCGUUUCUGUCAGCGAAAUGGCCUACAUCACAUGUCCCGAGACCAAGCUUAAGUGUAUUCUUCACUACGUAGAGGAUGGCUGGCUCGGUAGAACCACGAACAAGAUUGAUGGUGUCAUUUUCCGGUAUGACCCUGAAAACGAUACCAAGACGCGCGUACAAGACGUUCCCGACGAGGACAUUCUGGUCCGAUUGAACGGCCCUUGGCGAGAAAAGGUUGUCUUUUCAAUUGGUCCCAAGCCAGUGAAAUCCGUCCCCCCUGAACAUCAAUAUACCAUCAUAGACGUUGCGCCUCUUCACGUCGCCUCCAAAGUUCUUCCCCCAGAAGAGCAACAACUUGCCAAUGAAUCCCUUACACUCUGGGGCGGCGUCACUAAAGCAAUCCUCGCCAAGCAAUUCUCCAAAGCAACCGACCUCAAAGUCGAGCUCGAGGAAAAGCAACGCGAAAAAGCCCGCGAGCGUGAAAAGAGCAAUGAAACAUGGCAACCCGUCUUUUUCGAGCAUGUCGUUGGCAACGGCGGCAAGCCUGACCUAACUGACAAAGGGAGACAGGUGCUGGAACGGGCGCAACAAGGUGAUUGGUCUAUGGAGGGGAUCUUGUAG